GCCGACUUCCAGCAACAUGAUUCCCUCAGACUAUAAGGUCUGCAAAGAGACGAGUGAUUUCUUUGACCGGGUAGGGAAGCUUCUCCUAAUUUUUCCCUCUCAUUUCUUUCCUUUAUUUUUCCUUUUUUUUAAAUGGAAAUCAAAGAAGAACCCUUUCCAUGUAUGGUGAAAUGUGGAGCACUGAGCCCCACAGCAAAAGAUGCAGAUGAAAAAGUUCAGCGGAUCUGUGAUGAAGUGAAGCAUCUGGUUGAGGAAAAAGCAGGAAAGACCUAUGAUAUUUUCACUGCUAAGAGCUACAAGACACAGACUGUUGCUGGGAGAAACUUCUUCAUUAAGGUCCAUGUGGGAGGGGAUGAUCAUCUUCACCUCCGUGUUUUGAAAAACUGCCGUGUUAUGGAGGAGAACUUGUGUUUCAUGGAAUGCAGGAAUCCAAGAGCCACCACGACCCUAUUGUGCACUUCUAAAGAGAUCACUUAAAAACUUUUUAUGCAGUUCUACUCCCUCAUAAAUAACUAAUUAUUGACUGUAAAAUGGUGUUUCAUGUGAAACAGCAUCUCAUGCUGCUAUCUAGACCAGGACACCCUGGAGGAAGGGAUCAUGUAUCUCAAUUUCACAUUCCUGUUAGAUGAGGAGGAGGAGAUGGUUUUUCUCUAGAUGAUCUGGAAUAAAUUGCUCAUUACUCAUCAGCAGACUUGAUUCGUCACUUAUUAGUAA
Messenger RNA from Menidia menidia (Atlantic silverside), 714 nucleotides. NCBI's taxonomy places the organism in Eukaryota, Metazoa, Chordata, Actinopteri, Atheriniformes, Atherinopsidae. The record is from the annotation of a GenBank genome assembly.